CUGCAUUGAAGCAGUCCUGGGGCAAAAAAUGUGUCCUAAGGUGAUGGAAAACUAUGUGGCGUCGAUGGUGUUGAGUGCAGUUGGUGACACGCUGGGCUAUUACAAUGGGAAAUGGGAGUUCCUGCAGAGUGGCCCAGCUAUCCACAAGGAGCUAGCGGAGAUGGGGGGACUCAGCAACCUCAGCAUCCGAGGUUGGAAAGUCAGUGAUGAUACGGUGAUGCACUUGGCCACGGCCGAAGCCCUGGUAGCUGCCGGGAAAAACCCAAAUUUAGAGCAUCUCUAUUCCCUGAUUGCAAAGAACUACAAGGAGUGCAUGAAUGACAUGAAGGGCAGAGCUCCAGGUGCCACGUGUAAGGAAAAUGCGCUGAAGCUGGAUCCGGGCGGGGGGGGGAGGAUCACAUUCAGCCCCCAGGCGGGGGGCUGCGGGGCCGCCAUGCGCUCCAUGUGCAUCGGGCUGCGUUUCCACCGCCCCGCUGAGCUGGACACCCUGGUGCAAGUCAGCAUCGAGAGCGGCCGAAUGACCCACCACCACCCCACCGGCUACCUGGGGUCCCUGGCUUCGGCCCUCUUCACGGCUUUUGCGGUGAAUGGGGUGCCCCCCCCGGCCUGGGGGAAGGGGCUACUGGGGGUGCUGCCGCGGGCGAAAGCCUAUGUGCGGCACACCGGCUUCUUCGUGGAGGAGAACAUGGGGCAGUGGCAUUACUUCGAAGAGCAAUGGGAAAAAUACCUGGCAGAGAGAGGCAUAUCAGACAGGGUCUCGCCGCCCACCUUCCCCCCCAAGUACGGCGUGGAAGAGAGAGACUCGUUCUACACCUCCCUCAGCUACGACGGCUGGGGGGGCAGCAGCGGGCACGACGCCCCCAUGAUCGCUUACGACGCGCUGCUGGGCGCGGGGGACUCCUGGGCAGAGCUGGCUCACCGGGCUUUCUUCCAUGGGGGCGACAGCGACUCCACCGCCGCCAUUGCGGCCUGCUGGUGGGGGGCCAUGCACGGCUUCCGUGGGGUCAGCGCCUCCCUCUACGCCCACCUGGAGUACAGGGACCGCCUGGAGCAGGUGGCCAAGGACUUGGUACCGCAUCGCCGGGGGGGCGGGGGGCGGCAGGGCCCCCCAGGGGCACGCUUACCCCACCUGCCGCCCCUCCCUCGCUCAAGGUUUUGCAAACUCAGUUUGCAAACCUGCUGGAUUAAAGCAUGCAAGUGUAAGCCAGAGCCAGGCCUGCUUUUUUCUGUUUGUGCGUGUUGGCUUCAGUGGGGAGGCCAUUUUGGAGCUAGCAGCUUGGGGCUUGCGGGCAGUGGGUGGGGGAGAGCAGUUACAAGGGGCUUUGAUGGGACCACGCAACAGUGCAUAUGUCCCUUGAGCAGCCGAGCCUCGAGACAUUCCUCCUCGUCAGCAUGGCGGCUGCACAUCGUCUGGUCCCCAAGGGGAGCAGCAGCACCUGCUGCAGCGUUGCUAGCGAUGAUCCAGCAGCAGGACAGGCAGCAAAACCCACACAAGCUGCCCCAAACCAGGGUCCUGCCCAUAUGAGCAUGCCGGAGGGGGUCAGGGACGCAGGCCUGGCCGCAGGGAGCGUGCAUGGGCUGGCAGAGAUGCCUCCCAGCAAACCCACGGUGGCUAGCCCACGCUCGCCGCCCUGUACUGCUGACGGGGAGUGCCGGGGACACCACUUGCCAUCCAGCACUGAGCAUGUGUAAAGCUAAAACCUCUGCUCCUUAGCACAGAGAUUAUAGCAGGUACAGCCCAAGACAACCUACCGGAGGUGGGGGGAGCAAACAGCCAGUUGCGUCCGGGGACAACAGAGUUUUCUCAUACAAUUAUUUUAGCAGAGGAUAUUUUUUUGUUUUAAAUGAAAAAACCCAAACCCAACCUGACAGCUGCGUCGGCAGUGCAUUUUGCACAAUUUCACAGCACUUUUGCUAUACAGGUAAGAAUGUAUCACGCUACUUCCCAAAUUCAGUUAAUGGGGGAGUUCAAGACUACUAACCAAACCCUUAUUCCAGGUGAAAGUGGGUAAUGAGAAUUAAAAGGUUGCAUUUUACAUCAACUUAAGCAACUUCUGUAGUGAACUAUAUUAUUCUGCUUACAUCAAGGUUACUAAAGAUGAUUUGCUUAACAUUUGCUAUGGACAAUUCUAUAAAAAAUAUGUUUUUUCUUCAAAUCCAGACUAUGACACAGCAAAGUACUUACUAUUUUCAGAGCAAUUUAAAAAAUGGUGUGUCCCAUUCAAUAAGCAGACCUGACGUGC
Messenger RNA from Aptenodytes forsteri (emperor penguin), 2243 nucleotides. It is a transcript of the gene ADPRH, whose product is annotated as ADP-ribosylarginine hydrolase. The record is from RefSeq and is a predicted model, not a curated record. NCBI's taxonomy places the organism in Eukaryota, Metazoa, Chordata, Aves, Sphenisciformes, Spheniscidae.